This is a messenger RNA of Chanos chanos (milkfish), 1007 nucleotides long. Its product is annotated as hippocalcin-like protein 1. Gene Ontology annotation, molecular function: calcium ion binding. The transcript is spliced from 3 exons. The coding region runs from base 70 to 645 and encodes 191 amino acids. Lineage: Eukaryota; Metazoa; Chordata; Actinopteri; Gonorynchiformes; Chanidae. The record is from RefSeq and is a predicted model, not a curated record.
GCUCGGGAGGAAUUCAGCCGAGCUUUGGUGGCUUGACCUGGUGCCAUAGCAGUCUAAGAGCAUUGCGCCAUGGGUAAGCAAAACAGUAAACUGCGGCCUGAGGUUCUGAGUGACUUGCGGGAGAACACAGAGUUCACAGAUCACGAGCUACAAGAGUGGUAUCGUGGCUUCCUGAAAGACUGCCCCUCAGGUCACCUGACCGUGGAUGAGUUCAAGAGAAUCUACGCCAACUUCUUCCCAUACGGAGAUGCGACCAAGUUUGCCGAGCAUGUUUUCCGCACCUUUGACACUAAUAGUGAUUGCACUAUUGACUUCCGGGAGUUCAUUAUUGCGCUGAGUGUAACAUCUCGUGGUACCCUGGAGCAGAAGCUCCGGUGGGCAUUCAGCAUGUACGACCUCGACGGGAAUGGAUAUAUCAGCCGAGCUGAGAUGCUGGAGAUUGUACAGGCGAUUUACAAAAUGGUGUCGUCAGUAAUGAAGAUGCCAGAGGAUGAGUCAACCCCAGAGAAACGAACAGAUAAAAUCUUCAAACAGAUGGAUACAGACAAUGAUGGUGAACUUUCCCUGGAAGAAUUCAUCAAAGGAGCCAAGAGUGACCCUUCUAUCGUAAGACUCCUGCAGUCUGACCAGGGCACCUCGCGCUAGUUUGGACCUGCAUCAUGACUCGAAUCCUAGCCAGACAGUGUUGCCAUUCAAACUUUGCCUUCAUCUGGAGGACAUUUCCCCCACAGAGUAAUUGCUUGUAAACUUGUGCAAGCGUUAUGUAAGACAGGGACGCAGCUGUACAACAUCUGUUUCGCACACCCAACCGCAUGAGAAAAAACAAAACAAAAAAAACCAAACAAACAAAAAAAAACCCCAGGUUACCAUAGUGCUGAUAUGAUUUCAAGAAGCCUGAAAUGAGUUGCGUCUUCUGUACAAGAAACCGAACACAUUUCCAAAUGUGUAAUCUUACAAAUCUCCUAUAAUAGUGUUUUGAUUUCACACAUUAUACCACUACAGUAUGC